Molecule: messenger RNA, 2013 nt
Organism: Scatophagus argus
Lineage: Eukaryota; Metazoa; Chordata; Actinopteri; Scatophagidae
Product: serine protease 27-like
Exons: 6
Coding region: 207-1139 (310 amino acids)
Biological process (GO): proteolysis
Molecular function (GO): serine-type endopeptidase activity
Source: RefSeq, a predicted model, not a curated record
UGUCAGCAGCAGUGCAACACUCAGGACCUCAGAAAGCUUGGCUCAUUUGCUUGUGUUUGUGACGAGGGCGUGUGAGGUCUUGCCUUUACAAGAGCUUGGCAGCAGGACGACGCACCUGAGGAGGAGGAGGGCAGUUUUACCGCUUCACGUUUGAAGGCAACUCAACUCCUCCAUUGAUUAGAAGACAAAGUUGGAAGAAUCACAGCAUGGAGGUGAAACUAUUCGUCUGUGGAUUUGUGCUCGUGGCCAUAACAGUUACAGGAAGCAACGCACAGCUGGACGUCUGUGGCGUGGCGCCGCUCAACACCAGGAUCGUAGGAGGUCAGGACGCUCCUGCGGGGGCGUGGCCUUGGCAGGUCAGUCUGCACAGGAGCGGCAGCCAUUUCUGUGGAGGCUCCCUGAUCAACAACCAGUGGGUCCUGACUGCUGCUCACUGUUUCCCCAGCACCAGCACAUCAAAUCUCAUCGUUUACCUCGGACGCGACACCCAACAACUCCCAAACGCUAACGAGGUGUUCCGCACAGUGAGCCAGGUCAUCAACCAUCCCAACUAUGACGCCACCACAAUCGACAACGACAUAUCCUUGCUGCAGCUGUCCUCAUCUGUGGACUUCACCAACUACAUCAGGCCUGUGUGCCUGGCAGCGGACGGCAGCGUCUUCGGCGCCGGGACGACCUGCUGGGUCACCGGCUGGGGAGCCAUCCGCACUGGUGUGUCCCUUCCCUUCCCUCAGAGGCUGCAGGAGGUCAGCGUUCCCAUCGUGUCCAACGCUCAGUGCAGCCAGGCCCUCGGCUCGAUCACAGACAACAUGAUCUGCGCCGGUCUGACCGAAGGAGGGAAGGACUCCUGCCAGGGGGAUUCGGGCGGCCCGAUGGUGACUAAGAACAUCUCAAGGUGGGUCCAGGCUGGGGUGGUGAGUUUCGGAAACGGCUGCGCUCAGCCCAACUCCCCGGGAGUCUACACCCGAGUGUCCCGGUACCAGGCCUGGAUCCGCAGCCAAAUCACCAGCGACCAGCCGGGCUUCGUCACCUUCGGCAGCGGAGGCUCAACGUCCGGAACGACUCACCUGGUUUCCCUGUCACUUCCUCUGCUGCUGUCCAUCCCGCCGGUCCUCCUGUCUGUCCUCGUCCUCUCAUAGUCAAAAUAGCAGUGAAGAGUCAGCAAAAGAAAAACCUGCACAUCCACAAAAAUCCCCCACCUGAUUCCAGUUCAGUUUAAAAGAGUUUCACACAAAGGACUUAACGAGAGAGAAGUCACAUCACAAACCUUGAAUAAUUAGACGCCGUGUGCUCCCACAAUAAUCAAUUAAAAGCGGUGAAUCGAUACUGACUUUUCACUCUACAUCAGCUUAUUAAGCUUAGCUGUUAAUGACCCCGUUUCCUUCUACUGAAACGUUGAAUCACUUGUUUCCUCCUUAAACGUUUACACUUGUCAUUUAACCAAAUCUCUUUGUGACGUAACAUUCAAAUUAGUGCGCUAAAUUAUGAGAGGAAUUAACUGUAAUCUGAACAGCCUGAAUCCGAUCAAGCGUAAAGGGUGUUUUUAUCUAAAAGCUGAUUGUUUCUUUUGGUAGGUUUUGUAGCUUUGCACUGAUGGGCAGAAGAUGUUUGCACAGACGGUAGAUUUGAGUUUAUGACCUUUAACCUGUGACGUCCUAAUGAAGAAAAGCAGCUCCGAGUGGACUUUGUUACCUCUUUAAUCUGUUGUGAUUUCAUGCCUGUAAUCAUUACUGUCUUUCAUUCUUUGGACUGAGGACCUGCAACUGUGAUUUACUUUUUUAAGUGCGGCACACAUGAAGUACACAUUGUAGUGACUUUUAUAUUAUUUAAGGCUUAUAUUGCACAACAAGUGAGCAGCAGCACAAAGGCUGGACUGCUCUGCAGAUGUUCCUGUUUGUUGUCUUGUUUGGGAUCUUUUUGUGAGUAAAUCCAGUUUGAAGCACAGAGCAGCACAGACGUCCUGUGUGUCUGUGCCCUUCACUGUGUUCUGUCCAAUAAAUGCUUCUUUCUUAA